AAUGGCUGUCCUUUGGACACACCAUCUCCUAUCUCUGCAUCUCUCGUCCUCUACUCUUCCUUUCUAUUUAGGUUAGAACUCUCUCUCUCUCUCUCUCUCUCUCUCCAAUGGCAGCAGCUAUUCACUCUCAUGCAGUCGCCUCUCCCAUUUAUCGCUGCCCUCCGCAGCGUCGCUUUCUUGCAGGCUUGAUAUCUUUACCUAUGUUUGCCUGUCAAAGCAUGCACUCCUCAUUCAAUGGACAAUCCUUGCCAUUCCGUAAUGCACGCAGGGCCCAGUUAGGAGGAACCCCCCAAAUGUCUAGACCAAUAACGAUGAUGGUCAGGCCCGCAAUUCAGUUCAUUCAAGGAACGGAUGAGCAGACAAUACCAGACGUGAGGCUCACUAAAUCACGAGAUGGUUCAAAUGGUGUUGCAACAUUUGUUUUUGAGGAGCCCUCGGUGUUUGAUUCAUCAGGUGAACUCGGUGAUAUCACAGGCUUCUACAUGAUCGAUGAGGAAGGGACACUUCAAUCAGUUGAUGUCAAUGCAAAGUUCAUCAAUGGAAAACCUGCAAGAAUAGAAGCGAAGUACAUAAUGCGGAGCCCACGAGAGUGGGACAGGUUCAUGAGGUUCAUGGAAAGGUACUCAAAUGAGAACGGGUUGCAGUUCGUCAAGAAAUGAGGCAGUGUACAUACUUCACCCUCUCCUUCAUUUAAUUCGCAGUAUGUAGAAUUUAUGUAAGUAGAUCAUCUGGAGCUUAAAAGUUUUGAUUGAUUGCUGCCCUUGUAGUUUUGAUGCAAGGAUAAUCUGCUUCAUCCUGUUUCAA
This is a messenger RNA of Magnolia sinica, 804 nucleotides long. Its product is annotated as photosystem II reaction center PSB28 protein, chloroplastic. The record is from RefSeq and is a predicted model, not a curated record. Bases 108 to 659 code for a protein of 183 amino acids. Gene Ontology annotation, cellular component: photosystem II; chloroplast thylakoid membrane; photosystem II oxygen evolving complex. Gene Ontology annotation, biological process: photosynthesis. Lineage: Eukaryota; Viridiplantae; Streptophyta; Magnoliopsida; Magnoliales; Magnoliaceae. The transcript is spliced from 2 exons.